AUGACAGAAACAAAUUAUUUUAAAUCAUUAGCAGAUUAUGAUGAAAAGAAGCUAAAUAUUGUAUUUUUUGGUACUGCGAUCUUCGAUGACCUAAUGGCACGACUAACGUCUUUGUUCAAUGUAGCUAUUUUCGAUGGUUGUAAUAUGCCACCAGUCAUGGAGGAAUUCCACAGAGCACUCUCUGAAUCUCAUGGUUCGAUAGGAACUAAUAUUAAGUUUGAUAAAGCACUACUCAAUCAAUACUGUCAGAAGCUUAGAGUUAUCUCAACAAUUUCGGUUGGUUAUGAUAACUUUGAUGUACCUGAAGUGACAAGACUUGGAAUACCUCUGAUGAAUACACCAGAUGUUCUAACAGAGACAUGUGCAGACACUGCAUUUUGUUUGAUAAUGGCAAGCGCAAGACGUUUGUUAGAACUAGCGAACCGUAUGAAAAGAGGAGAAUGGACCGGUCCAAUAGGUGUCAACUGGUUUGGCUCGGAUUUUCAUUCAAAGACUCUGGGAAUCUUGGGAAUGGGUAGAAUUGGUAUUGCGAUCGCAAGAAGAGCCAUUGGAUUCCAGAUGGAUGUGCUGUAUACCAAUAGAUCAGAGUCUGUCGACGCAGCAUCUGUCAAUGCGAGACGAGUUGAUUUGGAUAGCUUGUUGAAGCAAUCCGAUUUCUUGGUGAUUGCAGCUCCACUUACUACGGAAACCUAUCACAUCAUUGGAAAAGAACAACUGUCAAAGAUGAAGAACACCGCGUUUCUCAUUAAUAUUGCUAGAGGUCAGUUAGUAGAUGAACCAGCAUUGGUGGAAGCGCUUCAAAACCGAGUGAUUGCAGGUGCUGGAUUGGAUGUUUUCGAAAAGGAGCCACUGUCGAUGGACUCACCACUGCUAACUAUGGAUCAAGUCGUAGCAUUACCACACAUCGGUAGUGCAACUCAUCAAACAAGACAUGCAAUGGCAGAAUGUGGAGUAAACAAUUUAAUUCGAAUUUUAACAAAUACACAACAUGGUACAAAGAAUUGUACAUUCACAUCUUCUCAAUAUUCAGAGAAUUAA
Messenger RNA from Heterostelium album PN500, 1038 nucleotides. RefSeq names its product 2-hydroxyacid dehydrogenase (gene tkrA). Gene Ontology annotation, cellular component: cytosol. The record is from RefSeq and is a predicted model, not a curated record. The coding region runs from base 1 to 1038 and encodes 345 amino acids. The transcript has 3 exons. NCBI's taxonomy places the organism in Eukaryota, Evosea, Eumycetozoa, Acytosteliales, Acytosteliaceae. Gene Ontology annotation, molecular function: glyoxylate reductase (NADPH) activity; NAD binding; hydroxypyruvate reductase [NAD(P)H] activity.